ACUGAUUUUGCGUACAAUUGAAAAGCCCGAGUACAUCAUAGGUUAUGUGACGUUUUAAAAAAGUUGAUUAUUUCUAUAUUUAAUUCCUCUAUUUAUUUUAUAACACCGAUCUUACCGAACACCUUUUAAUUGUUUAUAUUAUCAUUGCUUAUCAAACAAUCUAAAGAAUUUUUUGUCUACCUCUCGGGUAAUUUUGUAACUGAAAAACAGGGUUAUAUUUCCACGAUGCUUAUUGACUUGCUUUGAACUAUGGGUGUAUGCAUUGGAUUAAAAAACCUUAGAUCAAGGGCCUAAUAUUUUUGGUAGAUUCCAGCGCGUAAACAAAUAAAAGUUCAAUAAACUAUCGAAAGAAUGAUUUUUCUGCGACAAGGGUUAGCACAUUUAAGAAGACAUGUACGUUAUAACGUCUUCCUGAUUCCUGUAAAUGAUUACACAACAGAAAAUUCGAAAAUCACAUUAAUGUCUCAAAAAGCGAGCGAUCGCAUUGUAUGGAUAGAUAUGGAAAUGACGGGUCUUGAUCCUGAUCGGAACAAAAUUUUGGAAGUAGCCUGCAUCAUUACUGACCCUAACUUGAAAACAGUAAGCGAAGAACUUGAGAUGAUUAUUCACCAACCAGAUGAAGAGCUGGAUUUCAUGGACUCUUGGAAUACGCAUCACCAUAUAAAGUCUGGAUUAAUAAAUUCUUCUCGAGCUAGUACAAUAUCAACAUCUGAAGGUGAAUCAACGCUCUUAUCAUUUCUUAAACGAUACGUACCACAAAAAACGUGUCCCCUGGCUGGAAAUUCCGUAUACGUGGAUCGAAUGUUCCUUCAUAAGCAAAUGCCGCUAGUCAAUGAAUACUUACAUUAUAGGAUAAUCGACGUUUCUUCGAUUAAAGAACUCGUGAGAAGAUGGAAUCCUGCACUCUAUGAAGCAGCACCUCAAAAGAUUUUUAACCACCGAGCGCUGAAUGAUAUUAAAGAGACUAUAAAAGAAUUGGAGUAUUACAAAAAACAUAUGUUUCAAUAAAGUUAUAUUUUAAUAGGACC
Belonocnema kinseyi is the source of this 1028-nucleotide messenger RNA. Its product is annotated as probable oligoribonuclease. The transcript has 6 exons. Gene Ontology annotation, cellular component: mitochondrion. Lineage: Eukaryota; Metazoa; Arthropoda; Insecta; Hymenoptera; Cynipidae. Bases 352 to 1008 code for a protein of 218 amino acids. Gene Ontology annotation, molecular function: 3'-5'-RNA exonuclease activity; nucleic acid binding. The record is from RefSeq and is a predicted model, not a curated record.